Molecule: messenger RNA, 1895 nt
Organism: Notothenia coriiceps (black rockcod)
Lineage: Eukaryota; Metazoa; Chordata; Actinopteri; Perciformes; Nototheniidae
Product: rap1 GTPase-activating protein 1-like
Exons: 17
Coding region: 45-1895 (616 amino acids)
Biological process (GO): regulation of small GTPase mediated signal transduction
Cellular component (GO): cytoplasm
Molecular function (GO): GTPase activator activity
Source: RefSeq, a predicted model, not a curated record
CAACAUCUAUAGGAAAGGUCCCCUUUGAACUGGUAUUAAUUAGAAUGAAUGCUCAACAUCAAAGAAAGAAAACAUUAAAGCAGGAGGAUUGCUUUGGAUUAGUUAAACCAAACAGUGAGUAUUUUGACUUUUCAAGCGGUUUGCCUUUCAGCACAAAGAUAAAAACCUACCAUGAUGUGAUUCCAAUUUCCUGCCUCACCGAGUUCCCCAAUGUGGUUCAGAUGGCCAAGCUUGUUUGUGAAGAAGUAAACGUGGAUAGGUUUUAUCCUGUCCUCUAUCCAAAGGCAUCAAUGCUCGUUGUCACCUUUGAUGAGCAUGUGAUCAGCAACAACUUCAAGUUUGGGGUUAUUUAUCAAGCGUUUGGCCAGACAACAGAAGAGGAGCUGUUUGGGAACAUGGAAGAAAGUCCCUCCUUUGUGGAGUUCUUGGAGUUUCUGGGCCACAAGGUUGAACUUCAUGACUUUAAAGGGUUUCGGGGUGGACUGGAUGUCGCUCAUGGGCAGACGGGGACCGAAUCCGUCUACACAACUUUCCAUAAUAUGGACAUAAUGUUCCAUGUGUCCACCAAGCUGCCUUACACGGAAGGUGACUCACAGCAGCUUCAGAGGAAGAGGCACAUAGGCAAUGAUAUCGUAGCCAUCGUGUUCCAGGAGGAGAACACGCCCUUUGUUCCAGACAUGAUCCAGUCCAACUUCCUGCAUGGGUACGUGGUGGUGCAGGUGGAGAACGCGUGUACGGAAAAUGUCACAUACAAGGUGUCUGUGACAGCGCGGGAUGAUGUACCUUUCUUUGGGCCGGCUCUGCCUGACCCUGCCGUUUUCAAAAAGGGCCCAGAGUUCCGGGAGUUCCUCUUCACUAAGCUCAUCAAUGCUGAGUACGCCUGCUACAAGGCUGAGAAGUUUGCCACGCUCGAGGAGCGCACACGGUCAGCCCUGUUGGAGACUCUGUACGAGGAGCUGCACAUCAACAGCCAGUCCAUGAUGGGUCUGGGUGGAGACGAUGAAAAGCUGGAGAACGGGGCCGGAGCAGGCGGAGGAGGCUUCUUUGAAUCCUUCAAGCGGGUCAUCCGUAGCAGAAGCCAGUCUAUGGACGCCAUGGGCCUCAGUAACAGGAAGUCAAACACUUUCUCCACUAGCCACAGUGGCAGCUUUACCCACAAUCCCGCAGAGAGCCCCAAAACCCCAGGGAUUUCAUUGCUUGUUCCAGGGAAAAGUCCCAGUAAAUAUGGACGCCGAGGCAGUGCCAUAGGAAUAGGAACAAUAGAAGAGUCAUUGAUCAUUCCUGGGAAAAGCCCGACCAGGAAAAAGUCUGGCCCAUUCAGCUCCCGCCGCAGCAGCGCCAUUGGCAUUGAGAACAUCCAGGAGGUCCAAGAGAGGAGUCGAGAGGUGUCACCCAGCACCCAGAGGACACCGGAGGGCAUCCACUUCUCUCUGGAAAACAGAUCAGACAACUACUCCAAUCACAGCUCUCCUGAAUUCCCUACUACUAGGAACAGUUUGGCGAUGUGUUGCAGGGCGCCGUCCAUCCCCGAGGCGCAGGACCUUUCCCGCUCUUCCUCCAACGCCAGCAGCUUUGCCAGCGUAGUGGAGGAGCACGAGGCAGAGGAGGAGUACGACACCGGACUGGAAAGUGCGUCUUGUGUUACGCCACUCAAGGGAGAGUCAUUUACGUACGGCUCAAUGGAGGACAGUUCGUGCAGUGCAACCCAGGGGAGUGUUCCAGCAGCGUCUCGUCUGCAGCAGCAACCGGAUGGAGUGAAGACCUCGGAGCCCAAAGGGACAGACAGCCUGCCCAAGACAGAGCGCUCCUCAUCGGUGAGACAACCUGCUUUCAAUGAAGAGAAUCAGGCCACAGGCGGUCUGCAUUGUUGGCUUUCUGGCUCUGAUGUUGACUAA